CGUGCAGAAUAUUCUCGCCACAAUUGGGGUUCUUUUUUUACUGGGCAAUCUUAAGGCGUUACCAGGUGCAUGGCAUGUACGUUUCUAACUACUUCAUCUUACAGAUUAUCUGAAUACUGAAUAUAUGAUACUAACGACAAUAGAUCCGCGUCAUAAAAGGCAUCCUCACCCAACUCCACCUCACCCCCUGCCCCUCCAAAUCAACCCCCCACAUCACCAUCUCCAACGUCUCCAAACGCCCCUACCUCUUCGCCUACCUAAAAACAACAACCACCACCAUCCCCCUCGAAUGCGACUACAACCUGCACAAAUCUAACAGCACCUUCUUCACCGACCUCGACGUGCACCGCACCCAGCUGCUCGCGAAUGUAUUCCGGCGCGUCCUCUCCGCAUCUUUCAUCGAUAAGAGCCGUAGGAAGACGCAGUUGUAUAGCGCGCUGGGCGGGUCGUGCUGUAUGUAUAAGCGUGAGAUUGCGCCGUUUCAGAAAUACGGCAUGUGGUCGCGCGUGCUGGGGUGGGAUGGGAAGUGGAUUUAUUUGGUUAGUUUUUUUGUAAGGGAGUCUGCUGAUGAGGGGGGUGGUGGGUUUCCGAAAGAGGAGGAUAUAUAUGCGUCGUGUAUUGCGCGGUAUGUGUUCAAGGAUGGACGGAAGACAGUUUCGCCGAUUGAUGUGCUUCAUGAGACGGGGUUGAUUCCGUCUGAUGAGGAGAAGGAUGAUAAGAAAGAAGAUGGAAAAUGGAGCUGGAAACAGUUUCAAGAAGAGAGAGAUCGGGGAAUGGAGAUGGCUGGUUUGCUGGCUGGGUUGGAGCGUUUGCCGAGUCGAUUUGAUCCGGCUGAAGCGGGGGUUUUGUGAUUUUAUCUAGUAUCAUCAUAUCAGUUAGUAGACAGAUGAUACUCAUAUCGAGAAGUCCAUGUUCAUCCAGUCAAUUCCGGCAUCUAUACCCUGGCCAGACCAGAAUGAAUCCUGCUCAUGAUUCUCCCAGGGACCAUUGUAUGAAAAGAACAUAUCGUCUGAUAAAGUGGGUAAUAAAAUGAGGUUAUCAUCAGACUGGGGCUGAUCAGGAACACGGCUGUCAGAUGCAGGAUUCACAUCUCUGCUAUGUUCUUGAGCGCCAUCAUUCCUACGACUAAUCUGCACCAGACCAAAAUACGGCACGGAAAUCUGUCUC
Molecule: messenger RNA, 1167 nt
Organism: Aspergillus wentii DTO 134E9
Lineage: Eukaryota; Fungi; Ascomycota; Eurotiomycetes; Eurotiales; Aspergillaceae
Exons: 1
Coding region: 456-851 (131 amino acids)
Source: RefSeq, a predicted model, not a curated record